AGGAAAGUACAAAUUGAAUCAAACUUAACUAUCUUCUUCUCCGAAUUCCACACGCACUCACACACACAGAGAGAGGGAGAAGAGAGAGAGAGGGUGAUGGCGAGACACGGUGGAAGAGCUGUGUUGAUGGUAGUAAUAGUGCUGGUAUCGUCAUGGGUGCCAAUCUCCCACUGCUCAAAGAAACCAGUGGGAGUUGCCAGGAAAGAAGACAUACCCUACAUAAAAUGCCAGGUCUGUGAAAAGCUGGCACAGCAGUUAUACCACCAAGUGCAUAAAAAACAAGAUCAGAUCUCUCCCAAAAAGAUCUCAGAGUAUGAAAUCAUCGAACUUUCCGAGAACGUUUGUAAUUUGAAGAAGCAGGAAGCUGAUUGGAUCCUCAAAAUUGAUAUUGUAGAACAAGGAAAUAGAUUGGAGCUUGUAGAACAGGACUCUGAAGGACAAUGCAAUUCAGAAUGCAAGACAAUUGAGCGAGCUUGUCAAGAGGUUUUGGGGUAUUCUGAUACUGAUGUUGCGGAAUACUUGUACAAAAAGAAGCCUCAAAUUAAUUCCUUGGUAAAUUUCCUUUGUAAAGAUCUCACGGAAGCAUGCAGCUCCAAGCCCCCACCCCUUCCAAAGAAUAGGACUCCAGGAGAACCUUUCGUCCCUAAGUCAUCAAAGGAGGCGGAAAUGGACAAGCUUUUAAAAUCCAUGGAGGGUAUGCCUGGAGCACCUGGGAUGAAAAUGUACUCGAGGGAAGAUUUGAUGAACAUGAAUAAUUUUGGUGAUCAAGACGCAGAUGAAGAUGAUGAUGAUGAUGAGGCACAAUUUCCCUCAAAUUUGGGAAAAGUUUUGAGAGAUAAAGAAACUAAAAAGAGCGAUUGGAAGCUGAGGAUCAUGAAAGGGAUCACAGACACCGGCGAGGCACUCAAAAGCCACGCAACCAAAGUCUCCCACGGGGUACAAAAGUGGUGGAGGGGAAAGAAAGCAAGUUUAAAGAAGAAUUCUAAGUCGAACAAGGCAGAUCUUUAGUGGAUAACACCAUUUUGCAUUUUUCGGUGUAUGCUAUAGUAUAGUUCAAUUAAGCAAAAAACGGCAUUUAGAUUGAACUUGAGCACAAAUUGAUGCUAAUUUUCUGAGGGUUUGCUUUUCACCUUUCUGAUUUGUAGUGACAUUUGAUCUGAAUUUUCCUCCAACAGGCAUAAAUCACACUACUGCUGUCUUUAGUCUUUACUGAGUGGAAUUGAAUCUUCCCAGAAAACUUGUUGAAUACCACCAUCUUGUGUUCCAAGAUUUGAAAUCAUUGAAUUUGCUGCAGUUGGUCAGGUGUGUGCCCUAUUACUUUUCCUGUGAUUAACAUUGGAUAGUUAAAUUAUAAGUGAGUAAAUUUAUUCUAAUAAUAAAUAAAUAA
This is a messenger RNA of Ilex paraguariensis (yerba mate), 1387 nucleotides long. The record is from the annotation of a GenBank genome assembly. Lineage: Eukaryota; Viridiplantae; Streptophyta; Magnoliopsida; Aquifoliales; Aquifoliaceae.